AUGGCCAAGAAGCGCAAGCUCGGCGCCAUAAACCAUAAGAGCCACUUCGUCGACACUGUCAAGAAAAAGACCGGCGGCGCACCGCAAAACAGCAAUGGCAAGAACAACAAGAAGAAGAACUCCCAGAGCGCCCACGCCAUCGAGAGCGACGCCAAGAAGAAGAAGGCGCAACAGCAGUACCACCAGAACCAGGAGCCCGUGAUUCCCUUCUCCAAGGAAGACGCCAUCCUGCUGAUCGGCGAGGGCGAUCUCAGCUUCGCAGCGAGCCUCGCAAAGCACCACGGCUGCCGUAACCUGACAGCGACGGUCCUUGAGAAGAACGAGCGGGAGCUGCUCGAGAAGUACCCCCACGCCGCGGAGAACAUUGCGCAGAUCAACGGGACGGCCACUGCGACAAAACCCACAACGUCAAAAGCGGCCGAUGGUAAGGACAAUGCCAAGGACGACGAAGACGAUAGCAAGACACCUGCCAAAGCCAAGUCACCAGACGCGGAGGAGGUAAAAGAGGCCGAGGAGGAAGAGGAGAAGGCGGACGACGAAAUCGACGAGGACGACGACGAGAAAUACAAACCCCCCGUCCAGAACAACAACAAGGUCCUCUAUAACAUCGACGCCCGCUCGAUGAAGCCCUUUACCCGUAAAUCCGCCCCGAACCACCGCGGCUUCCACAUGUCGGCCCCGACGAAGCAAGGCAUCUUCAAUCGUAUCCUCUUCAACUUCCCUCACGUCGGCGGCAAAUCCACAGACCGCAACCGACAGGUUCGCUACAACCAGGAGCUUCUCGUCUCCUUCUUCAACUCGGCCCUCCCCAGCCUGGCGCCCAAGGGCACCAUCGUCGUGACGCUCUUUGAGGGCGACCCGUACACCCUCUGGAACGUGAAGGAUCUCGGCCGCCAUGCGGGUCUGCAAGCGCUCCAGAGCUUCAAGUUCCACGCGAGGGCGUACCCCGGGUAUAAGCACGCGAGGACAAUUGGUGUGAUACGGGAAAAGAAGUCAGGAGAGGCGAGCGGGGCGGCGUGGAAGGGCGAGGAGAGGCCCGCGAGGAGCUUUGUGUUUAUGCGCAAGGACGAGGCGCCUGAGGAACUCCCGGCCAAAAAGAAGAGGAAGCGCGGCGGGGACGAGAGCAGUAGUAGUGAGGAUGAGGUGUCUGAGGUAGAGGACUUCGACUAUGACGAUUAG
Molecule: messenger RNA, 1179 nt
Organism: Colletotrichum orchidophilum
Lineage: Eukaryota; Fungi; Ascomycota; Sordariomycetes; Glomerellales; Glomerellaceae
Exons: 1
Coding region: 1-1179 (392 amino acids)
Biological process (GO): rRNA base methylation
Cellular component (GO): cytoplasm
Molecular function (GO): rRNA (uridine-N3-)-methyltransferase activity
Source: RefSeq, a predicted model, not a curated record